This is a messenger RNA of Didymosphaeria variabile, 504 nucleotides long. RefSeq lists its product as uncharacterized. NCBI's taxonomy places the organism in Eukaryota, Fungi, Ascomycota, Dothideomycetes, Pleosporales, Didymosphaeriaceae. Bases 1 to 504 code for a protein of 167 amino acids. The record is from RefSeq and is a predicted model, not a curated record. The transcript is spliced from 4 exons.
AUGAGCGGUGCGGGCGAGAAUCGGAGUAGCUGGCAGCGGCCGCAGGGACGAGGCAACCGUGCCUCUGGCUCGAACAACCCAGGCAAAGAUGGCGGGAGGCAGCAGGCCAUGUCGGCGCUGUCUGGCAACGCGUGGAAGGGAAAAGGACAGGGCGGCGGUGAGCGGGCGCAGGCGCAGACACCCAGUGUCCCCGCAGAACAGCACGUACCUGUGAAGGACUUCAAUGCUGGCGAAGUCAAGGAGUUCUUGAAAAAGAAAUACCUUGAAAGCGUCGCAGGUACAUCUGCCUCGAACAACGCGCUCGCAACAGACAUGGGGACUAAUGGCAAACCUCUAGACCAACCAUCCGCAUACCACAAGGUACAAGGGGAUUCUGUAGCAAAGAGGAGCAGCGGUGCUUGGGGCUCUCGAGGCAACAUGCCACACCUCAUGCCCAGUGGGCAGGACUUCUUCACGCAGCUCAAGAAGCAGCUGGCGUCCCUCGAUCAGGCCAAGCCUUCGUAA